Molecule: messenger RNA, 1805 nt
Organism: Triplophysa rosa
Lineage: Eukaryota; Metazoa; Chordata; Actinopteri; Cypriniformes; Nemacheilidae
Gene: tmem47
Product: transmembrane protein 47
Exons: 3
Coding region: 207-752 (181 amino acids)
Biological process (GO): cell-cell adhesion
Cellular component (GO): cell-cell junction; membrane
Source: RefSeq, a predicted model, not a curated record
AGGUGCAGCAGAGAUGUUUCAGUAAUGUGCAGAGCAGUCGCGUUGAGGGGAGCGCGAGGGCAGCUGCUCCACAAUCUUCAAUGCACUGAUCGCAAAUUAGGAUCGUCGGAAAAGACAUCUCCCUCUUAGGAUACUCUUAGGAUCCUCGUCCGCGACGUUGCGACGUGACGCAAACUCGGUUAUCCUCGAGUGCGCAUCCAGGCGACAUGGCCUCAUCCGUGAGCGGCGCUGAGGAAGUGCGCGUGUCGACGUUGACGCCCCUGAAGUUGGUGGGUCUGGUGUGCAUUUUCCUCGCGCUGUGCCUAGAUGUCGGGGCCGUGCUGAGUCCGGCGUGGGUCACCGCGGAAGAACAGUACCACCUGUCCCUGUGGGAGUCGUGCUGGAAGCCCGCGGCAUCUCCGACCUGGCGGUGCACCAGCACGCUGGGGACCGACUGGCAGAUUGCCACAUUGGCGUUGUUGUUGGGUGGAGCGUUCCUUAUCCUCCUUUCCUUCUUGGUGGCCCUGGUGUCUGUCUGCAUUCGCUCCAGGAGACAUUUCUACCGACCGGUCGCAGUUAUGCUGUUUGCUGCAGUGGUUCUGCAGGCCUGCUGUCUGGUGCUUUAUCCCAUCAAGUUCAUUGAGACCAUCAGUUUGAGAAUAUAUCACGAGUUCAACUGGGGUUACGGUCUCGCCUGGGGCGCCACCAUCUUCUCCUUCGGAGGAGGGAUUCUCUGCUGCCUGAACCCCAAGAACUAUGAAGAAUACUACUAAACCUGCUACGAUACCCACGAUGCACUUCAAUGUCCACUUCACUGUUGUUAUAGCAGCUCAUGCACUGAACAUUUGUUCUCUUUGUGGACCUGAUAUGGACUCCAAACACGCAGAGGAAAUGGCAAGCUGUUAGAUUCAGACGCAAUUUUAUUUUCAUGCUUUUCCCUUUCCUUAUUUCCCACCAUUCUCCUCAUCCCAUAAAUCUACAGUAUAAUGCGAUUAAACCCUGUCAUUAAAAUCCCACUCUUUUCCGGUCUAUCAUUGUAAUCGAGUCAUUUUCCUCAUGCCAUUCUAACACAUCACUGUUAGAUGAGCAUCUCCAGAUGCUAGGUUUUUAUGUUCACGGGAAUACUGCCAGUCUGUGAUAUGAUCAGUAGGGAAACCUCCAUCUGUUAUGGGAUCUGAAACGAAUCUAGCAAAAUCCUGAUAGACACAAAUUGACAUUCGACAGUUGUGAGACAAAAUCUCACAUCAUAAUGGAAACUAUAAAGGCAAAAUAAAACCCUCUGACAUUAGGAACUUCUCAUAAUAAUAUGAAACAAUGCUAUAGUAAAUGCACACCGCUGUGGCACCUAGAUGACAGAUGUUACAUGUGCCAGCAGUCAAACAUAACUAAUGAGAGACUGUUCAUGACAUGCAGCGAUAGACAUCAAAGCAUAUCUCUUCUUGCGAUAGUAAGAUGAAGUGAAACGUUGAGCACAUACGGUUACCUUUAAUGUCAGCCAUUGGUUAUUUUGUGCAUUAUCAGCUUUCUGAGGUCUGCAUCUCAUCUUCCAUUUAUAAAGGAUUUGAUAGAAGUGCAUUGUAGAAAAAUCUAGGUCCUGUGGUGUAACAAAGCCUUGCGUACAGACUAGUUUAUAAUAGUCUUAUUUUGCAUAAGCAUCCAUACAGGUAGUUUAAGACCGACUGUAAGAUGUUUUUCUUUUUUAAGGUUGCACGGUCUGUUGCGUGCAUGGUGUGUAUGAGCGCAUUCAAAAUCCUUUUUGUAUCCCAGACACAGUCUUGACAUUCUGUACCAAUUUAUAUACUAACCAAAUAAACAGCUAAAAAGAA